CUUCCCGCGGUGUUUCCGGUGCCCGGGGGAGCUGGGCUCUGCAGCCUGGAGUUGACACGUCUCACUGCUGAGACUCUUCCCGCCACAGACCUUGUGUUCCUGCUUCAUCUGAAGCGCCUUCUUCAUUUUGGGAUGUUGCAUCUCUGUUCUAAACAACAGCAGACAUCUAAUGCAAUGCAGCCAUAACAAUAGCUCACUACAAAGUGACUCGACUAGUAUUUAAUAACGAUCAUAGUGAUCAAGUAUCAGUUCCAUAAGUGAUUCUUCUAUGAACAUGGGAAAUGUCAAGCACUACCUCAUCAGUGUCUUCGCUCGCCUGUUAGAUGAGCUGGGAUUCCAUGGCCUUUAUUAGUGGGGAAAUGCUCCGCACCACAGCCAUCGACAACAAAGUCAUUAAAGAUUCACAACAAACAUCAAAGACGUCCCACAAAGCGCUAGUUUCACAUCAGUUGACUGAGAAGCUCAAAGCAAAUGUUGACAAAGUUGACGUCAGCUCUGGUUCACUUUGCGCCGGAGACGAUCCUGGACCACAGCGUUCCCACGCAGCCACUGAAUCCUAAUGUGGCUGGCUCUGCUGGGCAGGAGGGAAGGGUCCACGGAGGCCCUCCUCGACGGCUCCCCGCUCGACCGCAGCAGGCCGCGUGAAGCUCGUCCCCGCUGAGAAGAGGACGUAUGGUCGAAGACCGGCCAGUGGACCCCUGUCGUGCAGGUUUUUCUUGAAUCCUCUCGUGUCCAUCGCUCGCAUGUCGACGGCUGAGGAGGAUGAGAAUGACUCCCGAGACAUUCCAAAGCCAGAGCAUCUGAUGUUGCAUUGGCUGCAGUGAAAAACGUUUGCAAUGCAACAAUUGCAACACAGACAUGUUUUAAUGAUGUUGCUUCUCAGGAAUAAAACUUUCCUCAGUUUGACUUGAGCCACGUUGUCAUAAACAUAUAGUGAAAUGCUGAAACAAUGCAAGCAGCACCACCUGUGUGUGAGUGGACUGCUUUGUUAAUGACUGGCCUGAAAGAUACAUGGAGACCAGGUUUUUCCAGUCACCUUUGAACAGGAGCUCCCAGAAGUGAAGAAUGCAGGCUGGGCUUUGUGCGUUUGAGCGGAGGCAGGUUGACUGGGAAACCAGUGCACAUAUUUUCUAGGGUUCAUGAUCAAAGAUUAGAAACUCGUGCUCAACACUAAAACCCUUUAAUCAGGGGGCUCAACACUCCAGAAGAGAAAAAAAACAAACCCUGCUGAAUUCACCUCCACUGAGCUCUGGGAUGAAAUGUGUUCUGAUCCAGAGCCUCUUUCCCACAGGAGUGUGUCAGAGCACCCCCCCCACGUCCUUAUCCAGGAAGGUCAAUCUUAAGGAGGGUUUGAAGCAUCGCGCCAUUGCUGCCACCCAGACGAGGAAAACUCCGUUUUAAACUCGCUCUGACGAUGAACCUGUGGCCACACACACGUUAAUUUAUAACUUUAGGCAAUUACUGACAGAUCAAGUGACGAGUGGAGUCGUCUGCUCACCAGUGGAGCCGAGUGUGAGCCAGGAAUCAUGAAUAGAUGGAUGGAUGGAUAGAUAGAUAGAUGGAUAGAUGGAUAGAUGGAUAGAUGGGUGGAUGGAUAGAUGGAUGGAUGGAUAGAUAGAUAGAUGGAUAGAUGGAUAGAUGAUAGAUAGAUGAUGGAUAGAUGGAUAGAUGGAUGGAUGGAUGGAUGGAUAGAUAGAUGGAUAGAUGGGUGGAUGGAUGGAUGGAUAGAUAGAUAGAUAGAUAGAUAGAUAGAUAGAUAGAUAGAUAGAUAGAUAGAUAGAAGAUGGAUAGAUGGAUAGAUGGAUAGAUGGAUAGAUGGGUGGAUGGAUAGAUGGAUGGAUGGAUAGAUAGAUAGAUGGAUAGAUGGAUAGAUAGAUGAUGGAUAGAUGGAUAGAUGGAUGGAUGGAUGGAUGGAUAGAUAGAUGGAUAGAUGGGUGGAUGGAUGGAUGGAUAGAUAGAUAGAUAGAUAGAUAGAUAGAUAGAUAGAUAGAUAGAAGAUGGAUAGAUGGAUAGAUGGAUGGAUGGAUAGAUCGCAUUUGAGAAAUACCCUCAGUUUUGUCCGCAGGGGACCUGGACGUGAUGGGGACCUGGACGUGAUGACGUAGGCGCCUACGCUCCGCGAGUGUUUGGCGCGUGGUUGUCAGGGAGAUCGUCACCAAGGAAACCCGGCUCAACAAAGUGUCUUCCCUCACAAGUGAAUGAAUGAACCGCAGAGGUAAGUUGUUGUCGCGCAGAACAACUCGGCGUUGAUAACUCCACUGUUGCUAGUUCGCUUAGCACCUGGCGGUAAAUAAAGUGCAGCAUGUUGUUGACACGUCGACCCUAGAAACCAACAGUUUGCUCCUCCACUCACGUCAGAACCUCGACACACACCAAACGGGUGUCACUGAAAGCUAGUAGAGUGCCGCUAAACUUCAACAAAGCAUUCCCGUCUGGAGCUGCAAGACUCCAUUCCCCUGACGGACCAGACCGAACCAGCCUCCAGGCCAGUGGAGGGGGUCGCCCAAAGGCAUCCAGACCAGCGUGCUGGGGGUCCAGAGAGGAUGAGUUCGUCUGUCAGAACUUUAACCAUGAAGCCGAAGAGCAAAGCCUCUCUGCCCUGCCACCUGGAGCUCCGCCACAAGGAGAGCAAGCCCAGAAGGGUGACCCCGUCUUUCUACGCCCAGGAGAUGAUGCAGUCCACAGAGGAGCGCUUGGCUAACAUCAACGUCAUCCACCCGCCCCGGAUCCUGGAGCUGUUUGAGACGUGCUUGGUCACACAUGCCAAAUCCUUCGUGGCUCCAGACCAGGCUUGUUUCCUGCCCUACCCGUCUGAGAUCAUCUUCCAAAACUACUGUCCUUCGCAGACCUACGAGUUCCCACUGCUGCUGUUCAACAACGACAAGGUUUCCCGGCACGUGAAGCUGCAGCAUCACGAUUCUGAACAGUUCGUCGUCGUGAGUCCAGAGGACGCCCGGAUCAAAGUGGCGCCCGGAUUGUCCGUCACUUUCACCGUCUUCUUCACUCCCAGAGAGAACAAGGACUACCACGACCAGCUGAUCUUCACCACUGAGAGGGAGAAGUUCGAGGUCCCCAUCCGGGCCAUUGGACCGAGAGCCAUACUUGAUUUUCGUGACGAGUUACAUUUGCCCGUGUGCCCGGUCAAAGCCACCACUCAGAGGACUCACCUGGUCCGGAAUAUCGGGAACAGCAGAGCCAUGUUCAAAUUAAAGACGGAGAGGCCUUUCUCUGUGUCGCCCACCUCCGGCACGCUGGACGUUGGCGAAAGCAUGCAGGUGUCUGUUGACUUUACCCCCAUGAACCCGGGAGACCAUCGGCACGACAUGGUGCUGCACUAUCACACUGGUGAGGACGUGUUCAUCAGUCUGUACGGCACUUGUGAGGAGCUCAACAUCCAUCUGCAGCCGGACUCGGCUCUCCUGGAAAAGACCUACAUUUCGCUGUGCACCACAUACAAAGUGUCACUCCACAACAGCAGCAACAUCCCUCUGCGCUACCAAUGGACCACGUGGGCCAGUCAGCAAGAAGAGGACCUGGCUAGGGACCUUGUGUUGCUCAGCGAGGCCAAGAGCGAACAGCUUCUUCAGUCCCUGCCCAUGACUGUCCCGGGCCUCCCGCUUUCCAGCGCCACCAUCGAAAGCCGAAGUCACCACGUGAACGAUCAUCUGCUCGCCCUGUCACACAGGUGUAUCUGCAUGGAGCCAGCGGAGGGCGACAUCUGGCCCAACACCACGGCCGUCUUCAACAUCGUCUUCAAACCAGAUGAGGCCAAACUCUACCAGCGGACCAUCUACUGCGACAUCACAGGCAAGGAGUCCCGUAUCCCUCUGACGAUCAAAGGUCAAGGCCUUGGACCCAGACUGGAGCUCAACUAUCACUUCAUGGACAUGAAGACGGUUUUCCAAAACGACAAUGACUCGUAUGAGGUGAUGCUGUCCAACAAGGGCCUGAUUGACGCGGCUUUCCGAAUGUUGAGCCCCAACACCACGUUCGGACGCUGCUUCUCCUUCAGCCCCGAGGAAGGUGUGGUCAUCCCGGGGGCCUGCCAGAUUGUGCAAGUCACCUUCCGCAGCAGCGUCUUGGGAUCGUUCUCGGAGGAUUUGCUGCUCACUGUCAAAGGACAGCCUGAGCAGCGCACCUUGACUUUCAGGGGUUGUGUCAUCGGCCCGACCUUUCACUUCAACGUGUCUGCGCUCAAUUUUGGAGACGUGGCUUUCGGUUUCCCACAGACGGCCAUCUGCACCCUCUUCAACACGUCCUUCGUGCCUAUGACCUUUGCCCUGAGGGUCCUGGGAGACGGGAUGGGGUCUCCCAGCAUCAACAGUGCCAAGCAGCUGUCAGAUCUGUGUCGAAACAACUGGCAAGGCAACUCAUCCCGGGAUUGUUACGCGAAUCCCGUGGAGUUCACCGUCAGUCCUGCAGGUGGCACCAUUCGCGCCAUGUCGGACAUCCCCAUCAAGGUGACGCUCUGCUCCAACACUGUGAAGAAGUACCGCCUGGCUCUGGCGGUGGACGUGGACGGUGUCGGCGAGGAAGUCAUGGCUCUGCCCAUCAAUGCCAGGUGUGUCGUUCCUGAGAUCAUGGUGGAGCCUCCAGUCUUGGACAUGCAGAGGUGUUUCCUCAAUCACCCGUACAAGAAACAAGUGCGGCUGAUCAACAGCAGCCCUCUGCCUGCCUGCUACGGUGUUCUGGACCAGGAUUAUGAAGCGGACCCGUCACUGAUCGUCGGGAGUUCCCGGCCCAGAGGUCUGAUCGGCCCUCACAGUUUUGAAGAUCUUCCGGUGCUCAUGCUGGUCAAGGCUGUGGGAAGGCUGGAGCACACGUUACACAUCGCCAUCUUCGGCAGCCUUCGGCCUCCGCUGGAGGUCAAGUUCAUUUGCAUCGGCCAGGGUCCUCUGCUUCACAUUCAGAGCCGACAACUGGACUUCGGCAAGAUCCCCGUCCUGACGGACGUCACCAGGACUCUUCAGCUCUUCAACCAGUCUCCCAUUCCUGCCCGCUUCACCGUCGAGCUGACCCACGGAUCCAAGUCCAUGUGGCGAGUGGAGCCAUCCAGGGGGGAAGUUUCCCCCGAGGGACAUCUGGAGCUGCAGGUGGUGGCGCACCUCAAGGACACAGUUCCUUUCCAGGACCGGCUGGAGCUGUCCAUCCACGACAGCCAGACGCACAUGGUUCUGCUGUCCGCCGCUGGGACCGGCACGACCAUCAUCAGCGACCGGCCUUUCUGUCCCAGCUUGGAUCUGGGCACACACUUCAGUCACGGGCCGUGCCAGUACCACUUCACACUCACCAACUUCGGUCAGCGAGCUCACCUGAUGUACUGGAAAGCUGACCUCCAGCCGCAGGCCACUCGCUCCCAGGACUGCAGCUCCUCCAGUGGCCGCAGCUUCCUGUCGUCCUUGUCCUCCAGGGGCAAAAAGAAGGAGCUCAGCGGGUCCAUGUUCACCAACACUGCUGACAAACCCGUGUUCAGCAUCAGCCCCAGUCGCCUGGAGCUUUUCCCAGGAUGCUCCAUUGAGAUGGUUCUGAGUGGCUCGUCUGGGGUUCCGAAGGUGGUGCAGGAGCGUCUCUACUGCCAAGGCAUCGUGGGCCACCAGGGGAACAUCGAGAACAUCAUGACUGUGGAUGUGAGGUGCCGCUUUGUGGCUCCGGUGCUCAGCAUCUCGGCCACGCUGCUGAAGUUCUACACAGAGAAGGUCCCAGGGAAAGACCUUGUGCCACUCUAUGAAAUUCUCCUCCUGCAGAACGUCUCGUCUCUCCCUCUGUCCAUGGAGCUGUCCCUCGCUGCUCCCUUCUCCCUCUGCGAAUCCUCUGGUGCCAUCAGUUCCACUACAACCAAGUCUAUGGUUUUAGAUAUCGGGAAGCAGGCGGAGGUGUGGGUCUGCUUUGAUCCGUCCUUCUGUCAGAAUCGGAUCUCACAAAUUGUGGACAAGUGCCUUAACGUACGAUAUGAAGGACACCCCAAACAAGACACAGUGGACCUUCACGGAGAGGUCCACUACCCCAACCUGCACGUGUCGUGCACCAGCGUGGACUUUGGCUGCGUGCUCAACUGCACGGAGAAUCACAGAGAAGUCACCAUCACUAACUGUUCUCCUCUUCCUGUCCUGUACCACUGGGCCUUUCUGGUCAAGACACGCUCGCCCCCCAGGCUCACAGAGGAGCAGCCAGUCAGCGACCCCAGUGCCACCCAGACCUCCAUGUGUUUGGAAGAGGUGUUCGAUGUGGUGCCCAUCCAUGGCCACCUUCAGCCCGGGGCCCAGCAGCUGGUGACCUUCUCCUUCUACGGCCGCGACAACAUCAGCAGAGAGGUGGUCGCCCAGUGUCGGGUGGAGGAGGGGCCCAACUAUGAGGUCGAGCUGAAGGGGGAGGCGUCGGAAAUCAGCUACAGUCUGGACCAGACUCUCAUCGACUUCGGGUUACAGAGGUUUGAUGAUGCAGCCGAGGCCUUGCUGACCCUGACCAACACCGGCAAGGUGGGCUUCGACUUUCACUUCGAACGACCUGAAACGGACGCGGUGGACGAGCUGCUGCUGCCCAACACUCCUGAAAUGACUGACUCCAGUCUGGAGCUCAUCCCUGGUCGGCCCCUGGUCCUCCCAUCGGUGGGCCGCGUCUAUCCCGGGAAACAGCAGUGCCUGCGGAUCGUCUUCCUCCCUGGCGUUCCUGACACGUUUGAGAAGAGGCUGCACCUGGUGGUGGGUCACCUCCCGCCACAGGACGUCACGGUGACCGGGGAAGGCGUGUUCGCCAGGAUCAGUCUGAAUUUACCACGCACCUUCCCCGAGACAAUGGACCAAGUGCUGCAGCAGGCGCGCGCUGCCGUGGAAGCCGACAGAGUCCAGCUGGAGCAGGACGGAACGGGCAAACAUGGAGCAGCCACUUGGACCAGUGGCGUCUUCACAUACGAGGAACUGCUCCACCUGGAGGUGGAGCGCUUGCUGAUCAAAGAAAACGCCGUCGCGGUGACCAAGAGUCUGCUGGCUCAGACCCAUGCUCAAGGCUCCGUCAGGAAGUGGAACAAGCUGAGCAGGUGUCUGCUGCCUGAGUAUGCUCUGGAGUUCGGCUACGUCAUCCCGGGCCAGGUGGUCAGCAACACGCUCAACAUCACCAACCCGGGGCCGGUGGCCGUGUCCUUCCAGGUCAGCGGCAAACCGCUCGUCGGCACAGGUUUCAGCGUGGAGUUUGAUCGAGUCAAGAACCUUCCCUGCGGCGAGAUUCAGACGUUAACCAUCAGGUUCGAUCCUCAAGGGUCCAACCUCCCGCGAGGAGAGGUCAGCGUGCUGCUGCCCAUCCAGACUUCAGGUGGUCCGGUGGUGCAGGUGAGGCUGGUCGCCGUGGUGACGGUGCCAACUGUCACAUCCUCCACACAGACUAUGCUGUUUGACACGGUGCAGUGUGGCAUGUGUGAGAUCCGGACGGUCCAGCUCAUCAACGACGAGCCGGUGCCCUGCAGCUGGACUUUAGCCGAAGUGGUGAAGCCCACCAAAAAGGUGGGGAAGUUCCUGCCCCUUCACCUGCACAAGAAGUACUACCAGGAGAACCGCCCCCCUCCGGUGGUGUUUGAAGCUACUCCCAGCAGCGGGCUGCUUUCCUCUGGGGAGAGGCUCAACGUGCAGAUCAAGUUCAGCCCCAAUGACGAGGGGGAGUUUGAGCGACAACUGGUGGGCCACAUGGUGGACAACCCCCAGCCGUUCUUCAUCUCCGUGAAGGGACGGGCUGAGAUGCCCCAGCUAGAGUUCUGCCCGGCGGAGCUGAAGCUCUGGCCCAGCCUGCCGCUCAGCAUGGACGUGGAGGCCGAGGUCAAGGUCAAGAACCCGUGCUCUUUCCCCAUCGAGUUCUACUCCCUGGACUUUGACACCCAGUUUCUGGAGGAGGAGAAGAUCCUGCGUAUGAUGAAGGGCUAUGACGAGCACAACAAGCUGCUGCUGCCUCCCAGGGUCCCGGGCAAAAGUCUCCCUCCAGAACUGCUGGAUUUCUACAACGACCACUGCUCCAGACUCCAUGACGCCGCAGAGGCAGGCGAAGGCUGUGAGGGUGUGGAAGCUCCCAGAGGGGAGCCGCUGCAGGACGACAGGCCGCGGUGGCGAAGUGACGCGUCGCCUUCAGGGGGAAUCCACAGAACUUCAGAGCAGACUGAAAUCUUUUUCUCUGAGGUGAUUCAUGAAGGCAGCAGUGACCGACUGGGUCAGCUGGAGAUGACGCCUGUCUCCAGAGCCAUCGCCCGCCACAUGGGAAUUGACCUGUCGCCCGAGGGCCUCGCCGCACGCAACCGCAGAGGCGUUUCCAUCAUUGUGCACGGAGCGCCGCAGACAGACAAGGACAGCAUGGCGGCUGCUUUGGCUCAGUACUACGGAGCUGCCUGCUUGACUCUGGACGCUGUGGUGAAAGAUGCCUUGCUGAACGGAACCUCGCCAGUCAGCCUGAUGGCCCGACAGCAUUGUGAGAAAGCGUCGGCCAAGUACUUCCAAAAGAAAGGGAUCACUUCAGUUCAGUCCAGUCGCACCGCGCUCACUGAUGCGCCUCCAAAUGCUGCACAUCCUGUUCCUCAUACAGCCCCCCACCCGGCCCCAGCCCCGGCUCCGCAUCCUGCUCCCCAUACGGCUCCACACCCAGCACCUCAACCAACUCCACAUCCGACACCUGCGCCACAUCCAGACUCAGAGCCCCAGUCAGACUCGCAUGCCGAGCCGUCUGCAGCUCCGUCUGCCUCCCUCCCGGACACCGCUCCCAAGUCCAAACCCGUGAAGCACAUCAGAAGCGACUCAAAAGCUCUCCUGGAGUCUGAGAGCAGAGCCAUGGCAGCUUGUCUGAAAGUUGACGUCUCAUCCCUCAUCAGUCUGUUUCCUGAGCAGCUGCUGGUGGAUGUCCUCGCCGAGCGACUGCAGAUGAGCGACUGCCAUCGAGGCGUUGUGAUCAACGGACUGGAGUCGAUAUACGUGCAGCCAGUGACCAACACUCUGCAGAUCGUCCUCAAAGCGCUGAACAACAGAAAGCACAUCUAUUUGGUCAACAUGACCGACUGCUAUGCUGCCGUGAAGGGCAGAGAGAAGGCCAAGGUCAAAGCUGAAGAGGCUGCUCAGAAGGCCAAGGCUGAGGAGGAGGAGCAGUGGCUGCACGAGAUGGACGAGGAGGAGUACGAGGCUCUCUCUGUGGAGGACAGAGAACGUGUCGACCAGCAGCGUAAAGAUCAGAAGCUCAGAGAGUUGGAGCGGAUCGCCCAGCAGCAGCAAGAGAAGAAGCUCCUGGAGGAGAUGAGGAAACGACAGCGGGAGGAGAUGAUGAAGAAGAAGAGCAAGAGGAGCGGGAAGAAGGAGAGCAAAGACCUGUCUCGAAUGAAAAACUCCCUGGAUCAGAAGCAGUCAGGAUCCCCCCUUCGUCAGACAUCGUCUGAGACCUCCAAAGAUUCACCCACGGACUCCAGGGGGCAGCAGGAGGAGGAAGGCGACGUGGACGACAAGGUACCGUCCCCGAAUCAGGGAGAGGAGAACCUGGAGGAGAAGCAGGCAGAGCCACAGGAAGUUGAGCCUGAGAAAGAAGUGCCUCGCCACGACGAGGUCCAAGCCAGGUUCAAGGUCUAUGAGCAGAGCCAGUCCCGAGUGGCCCACAUCCUCCAGUACUGGGACAGAGCUCUGGGCGUGUUGCUGGUGGCAGUCCCCACCGAUGAUGCGACACCGUUGCCCGACGGUCCAGAGAGCAAGCCUACCCCCGUGACUAAACGGCCCAAGAAGACCAGGGUCCACUCCCCCCUGCUGAGUCAGUCCGCGGCACACGUCAGUGUCCCUCACAUCGCGAUCAAAGUGAAGGGGAAAACCCAUCCCAGUGUGCCUGAGAUCCUGAAAGGACACAUGCUGCCAUCCCUGGACCAGGUGCUGGAUGACCUUGGCAUCGGACCCAAAGGCCCCCCCAUCCCACCCCCCGUCAAGUUUGCCAUCGUCCCAUACCCCGAACACCACGAGCGAGCCAUGACAGAUCAGGCUUGUGAGAACUUCCAGUUCCUCAGCCCAUCUGCAGCCGAAGGAGGCCCGACUGAAGAGAUGAGAGACAUGCUGGAGGAAGAGGAGCCUCUAUCGCUCGGUAAAACCAGCGCCAAGGGCAAUGUCAAAGAAGCCACAGCCACCAAAGAGAAAGAUAAGGGUGACCGGAACAGUCAGAAGAGCCGGAGACGGCCCUCGGCCAAGCAGAAGACCAAAGGAGCGGAGCAGUCCCCGUCCGACCCGAGCCAGCAGGACCAAUUCCAGGCCAGUCUGGAGGCGAAGCGGAGCCAAAGACUCCGAGUGUUCCGUUGGGUUGUUCCUGCCCACGGGGAAGUCCUCCUGAAGAUCUGGUUCUUCUCAGAGUUCACUGGGACCUUUCAGAGAGUCUUCAACUUCAAGCUUCUGGGGAUCCAGAGGAAGUACCAGCUGCUCUGCACCGGGCAGUCAACGUUUCCCUCCAUAUGCAAGAGCUACAAGACUCUAUUCCCCUACAGCAGACAUGUGCCGCGGAAGGAGCCGGGCCUGAAAAAGACGUAUGUGGUCAAGCCAGGGUUCUUUGAGUUUGGACCUUUGCUGUGCAGUAAGAACAGAGACCGGUACAAAGAAAACAAGCACCCGGACAACUCUGAGAGGCUGGUGAUACACAACAACUCGGGCAUGGAGGCGGAGGUCCGCUUCCGUUUCCAGGUGGACACGCAGGCCGCCACGUACAUCCUGGAGCCGGCCUGCAUGAUUCUGCAGCCGGAUCAGAAGCAGGAGCUGAAUAUUUGGGCUUACCCGACCAAAGUGGGCCAAAUCCAGGACUGCCUUCUGUGUUGCGUCAAGGACAACCCGGAGAUGGUCAGCGUGCCACUCUCCUGCUGGGGCGUCCGGCCGGAGCUGGAGCUGGAGGGCAAGCACCUGCAGUUUGACCGGAUUCUGCUCAACAGGUGGGACACCCGCAGUCUGAACGUGCACAACAGGACAGCUCUGCCGGCCUUCUGGAGGCUGCAGGGUUUAGAGGAGCUGGGCGACGGAUUCAGCGCGCCGCAGGAUCACGGCAUCGUGCCGCCAUUCUCCACUCAUGCCCUGACCCUGCGCUUCCGAGCCUGCAAGCUGCUGCAGGUCAAGAAGAUCAUACGGCUGGAGGUGUCGGACGUGGAAAACAUCUUCGGCAUCACACACACUGAGAACAUCCAUGUCACCGCUGAGGCCUACGACGUGGCGCUGGACGUCAUUCCAGAUGGUCACCUGGACUUCGGCACCAUCAAAGUGUUUGAGGCGGCGGAGCAGUGUCUGAAGCUCAAGAAUCAGGGCAAAUACGAGUUUGCCUACAGGUUUGUUCUGGUGUGCACCGACCCAAGCCAACCUGACCCCGAGACCAUCUUCACUGUGACCCCGAAAAGUGGAACCCUGGCGCCCCACAAAAAGCCCUCAGCGUUCGAGAUCGUGUGCAAGCCCGAGUCAGAGGUCACCUUCGUCCAGCAGCCCAUCUUACGCUGUCAGGUGAUCGAACCAAACUCUCCUCCUGAAUCUGAAGUCAUUGGGAGCCUGGACAUCAAGAUUUCAGUGCAGUCGGUCUUCUCCAGGUGCAUCAUCACCCCUGCAUCUGACAUCGGCUUCGGCCCAGUAAUCUACGGAAGCAAGAAGAGUCAGAGCUUCAUCAUCGAGAACAAAGGAUGUUUCGAGACGCGCUACAACAUGGCCUGGAACAGCGGGGACGUUGUGCAAUCGAAAUGCCCCAACAGACGGAGACAUCGGGAGGCCCAGGCAAGGAUGCCGGGCUUUGCCAACAAGGCACGAGCCGACUCCUCCGGGUACACGCAGCGGAUCUCAAUGGGCGUGUUCUCCGUGUUCCCGAGCUCUGGGUCGCUGCAGCCCGGCUCUCACCAGGUGGUGAUGGUGGAGUGUGUGGCCGAGCAGCUCGGCAAGUGCAGCCAAGAAAUGCUGAUCGACAUCAGUGACCGAGACCCCUCAGACCACCCAGAGGGCAUCCCCUACACGCUGCUGGCUGAGAUCUGCAAGCCAGGCAUUGUCAUGGACCUGGCCUCCAUCUUCGAGGAGCACAACCUGUGUCAGAACAGCAGCCAGCUGUCCUUCGAGCACAUCUGCAACGAGGAAGGGACCUACAUUGUGGACGAGAGCAAGUUCGUAUUCGCCAGAGUGCUGGUGGGGCGCAGCGGCCAGGCUCGCUUCAAGAUCACCAACGACACCAAGGUGCCCUGCACGCUGGGGCUGGCCAUCAACUACUUUGGCAUCAAGCUGUCCACCAACGUGGAGGUCUUCACCAUGCCCUUGGCGACGAUGACCGUGGCCAGUCAGUCGCACUCCUUCAUCGUCGUCACCUUCACUCCUCAGGCCAUGAACCAGUACAGCGCUGUGUUUGAGGCCUGCUUCCUGGAGGGCUCCACCAGACUGACGCCGAAGGUGCUGGAGUUUGAGCUGGUGGGUGAAGGCUGUCUGCCCAGCGUGUGUGUGGUUCGCCCGCUCCUGAAGAACAGCGAGGGAAACCCCAUGCUGCAGUUCCGACGCGUGCUGGCCCGACGGAGGCAAUCUCUGCCUGUGGUGCUGCUGAACGACGGGAACGUCAGGGCUCAGCUGACUGUUGACAUGCUGGAUCGGUUUGGAGUGUUCGCUCUCAGAGCCAUCAGUUCGGAGGCGAGCUGCACCUUCACCACCACACCGAUAGAGGGCGCCACUGAUUCAGAGCUCCAGCUGGUCCACAGAGCUGUGCUCAGUCUGGAGGUCAACCAGCAGGUGGAGCUGGAGGUCAGCGUCUGCUCUGAAAAGGUGCUGAUGUACUCCAGUAGGAUCUGUGUUCAGGUGGAGCACAACUACUACUGCAACACAGUGAUUGAGGUGGUGGGAGAGGUCUUCCAAGAGGUCCUCACCAUUGACAACCUGAGCAGGACUGCGAGCGAGGGAGAGGAGGAGGAGGACGCUGAAGGUCAGUACGAGGUGCUGAACUUUGGCGACUGUCACGUGGAGUGCUCCUACCAGGAAAGCUUCACCAUGACCAACCACAGCAGCAACCAGACGCUCAAGUUUGAGUGGCCAGCAGCGGGAGCCCAAAUCUCCUUCGCUCCCCAGGUGGGACACCUCCACGCCGGCUGCGCCAAGGAGGUGACCGUCACCUUCUGCUCCGCUCAGCCGGUCACUGUGACCAGUCAGUCCAUGAAGUGCAAGGUCUGUGAGGUGGAGUUUGAGCAACCUCUGGAGCAGGUGCCCGACUGGGACGACCAGCACAAGACGGUGCAGUGGCUGGAGGCGCCGGCUCAGCCCCCAGGUGCACAGCAGGUCAAGACCAAGGUGAUCGAAGUGGACCCAGAGCCCGUGUGCACCAUGGUGCCGGGGUCCAAGCUGGAGCUGGAGCUGCGCGUCAGUGCCGUCUGUGACUACGCCAAGUUCAAGUUCGGCACUGAGGCGGUGAACUUCAAGGACACCAUGCUGUACCAGAGCCGGAUUCACGAAAUGCAGAUGACCAACCAGGGCAGCGUGAGGCUGGACUUCUCCUGGCAGGUCCACAUGGGUUCCAGCAACAACCAAGGAGGUGGAGCGGCGACGCCUCGGCCGCCGAGCAGCGUGGGCCGACUGAUGGCGGGAGACCGACCGAGCAGCGCCCUGGCCAGCGUGAUGACUCUUCUGAUGGGGAACCCCGAGCUGCCCCCCUUCAGCGUGGAGCCCAGCGUUGGCUCCAUCCCGCCCGGAGCUCAGCAGACUUUCCUAGUCCGCUUCUCCCCUCUGGAGGUGACCCGCUUCCAGGGCAUGCUGCUCUGCAGCAUUCCCAACCUGCAGAGCGAGGAGGAGCCUCCGCUGGUGUCCAUCUCAGGACGCUGCCUGCUGCCUCACUGCCAUUUUGACAUGGAGGACUGUGGCUACCUGAGCCAGCACCGCCGCAACCCCGCCUUAAACAGUCACCUGGACCCCAACACCCGAGUCAUCGAGUUUGUCGCUGUGGGUUUCUCCACACCAAUAACCAGAUCUUUCAACGUGGUGAACCCCACCAGUCGACCUUUCACCUUCAAGUGGAAGGCAGCGGACGCGAGCGAGAGCCUCUUCUGCUGCCUCACGCCCAGCGGCACCGUCCUGCCAGGCAAGAAGCUGGAGAUGUCAUUUCAAUACCUGGCCAAGCAGCUGGAUGUGGUGGAGUCGUGCUGGAGCUUCACCAUCGAGGCCCUGUCGCUAUCCUUCCCCUUCCUCUGCGUGGGCAGCACCCGGGAGCCCGUGGUGUACCUGGAGAAACCCCACCUGGACUUCGGCGAGCGCGUCAUCGGCUGUAAAGUGGAGCGCACCAUUUGCCUGGUGAACGCAGAGGAGGAGCCGCUUUCCUUCUCAGUGAUGCCCUCAACCCUGGUGUCGGACAAGCUGCAGGACACCCUCCGUCUGGAGCCCAUGAGCGGGACGGUGGGGCCCAGAGAGAGGCUGCCUCUGCUGGUGACCUUCACGCCCAGUCAUGAAGGUCAUGUCAACUUCCGGCCGAUCAUCAAGGUGAAGAAGCGGUCGCAGCCCAUCGUGCUCCCGGUCAAAGCAGACUGCUUUCCCAUGAGCACGUGCGUCCAAGUGCAGAACCCUGAAGGGGACCUGAGAGAGAUCUGCCCGGACUCGCUGGACACGCUGGACUUUGGAAAGGUGGGGAUUUCGGAGCUGGCUGCCUUCGAGAUCUUGGUGUCCAACAUGGCACGCUGCAGCCUGGAGCUGAGCGUGGAGCUCCUGGGUCCGGAUGCUCAGCUGGACUUCCUGGAAGCAAAACCCACAUACCUCCAUGUCGAUGUCGGCAUGCAGAAGUCCUUCUCGCUCAUCUUCACUCCCCGGAGCAUCUGCAGCCUUCAGGACGUCACCCUUCACGUGAAGGUGCAGCACGGGCCCAAGUUCACCUUUCUGGUGAAGGGCCGGGGUGAAGAACCCAGCCUGGAGUUCUCCUUCACCAGGUUCAGCUUUGGCCGCUGCUUCUUGUUCCAGCCUGGCAUGACUCCUCCUUCCACCAUGCUGACCAUCUGCAACAGAGACAAGAAAGACAUCAGCAUCCAGUGCCAGUUCAGCAACACGCCCUUCCUGGUAGUGGGUUUCCAGCCCGCGGUCUUGUCCCCCGGAGCCGUGAUGGAAAUACCCUUCACCUUCUACCCACGCCAGGUCUGCCGCUACCACGAGACGCUCACCUUCAUCCUGCAUAGCUGCACCACCAGGCAGGUGGACAUCCUGGGUCAGGGCUUUGAGAUGAAGCUGGAGGUGGAGGAGCCAAAGCAGAAGAUGAUCAAACUCGGAGCAAUGAUCGGUCAGAGUGUGAAGAAGAAGGCUGUCCUCUGCAACCACAGUCUUCUGGACCUGCCUCUCAGCCUGGUCCUGGUCUCCAGCUCAAAAGUGAACCUCAAGGAUCUCUCCUGCAGUCCGAUGGGCGACGUGACCCUCAAGGCUCGAGGAGGAACGUGCAACAUCGAUGUCUCCUUCUCGCCCCGACAGCACGUCCCCACCUUCACGGCGGAGCUGCAGGCCGAGUACGCGGGACUCCGCCUCCCGCUGCUCUCCGUCCAGGGACGCAGUCAGGGUGUGGAGGUCCAGCUGGAUGUGAACCACCUGCCCUUCGGCGCGGUCGUCCAGCACUGCAAAAUCAAGAAGAAGGUUUCCUUGAUGAACAGUGGAGACAUCGGUGCCAAGUUCCAGUGGAAAACCGAUCUCUUCCCGCCAGAGCUGCGUAUUGAGCCGGUGAGAGGCUACAUCUCUCCGGGCAAAGAGGUCACCUUUGAAGUGACCUUCGCGCCAGUGAAGCUCUGCACCGACAUCAGGUUUGAGAAUCUGACCUGUGUGGUGGAAGGCUUCUCCUCGCUGCUGGCCUUCACUGUGACGGCGUCCUGCAUCGCAGCCACCACCAACAAAGAGGUGGUCAACUUCAUCUGCCCGGUGCGCGGGACUCACCACCAGCAGGUGCCAGUCACCAACCCCACCAACCAGCCCUGCACCAUCCGGCCCGUGCUGGAGGGGGGUCAGUGGAGGGCCCCGCCGGCCCUCAUGCUGGAGCCCAACCAGAGCAAGACCUACGAGGUCACCUACACACCUCUGACCAUGAGCCUGGACGGCAAGAGAGACCACGGCACGCUCUUCUUCUCCUUCCCCGACGGCACCGGCACCUUGUUCCUGCUGCUGGGACUCGCUGAAGCUCCCGAGCCUGAAAGCACCAUCACCAGGGAGCUUCCUGCCAAGACCCAGCACCACGAACUCCUGCCCGUCGUCAACUGGCUCACCAAGCCGCAGCGGUUUGUUGUGAAGAUGGAGGUCCUGAAGAUGGACAAGAACGACACGACCGUGUCCCUCAGAGGUCUGGACUACAUCGACGUCCCUGCUCUGGCCAAGAAGGACUACAAGGUCACCUUCCACGCCUACAGAGAGGGUCUCUACAACACCAAGGUCUCCUUCGUCAACCAGGAGUCCCGCGAGUACCUCUUCCACCUGGUGACCUUCAAGGCCACGGCCACGGGCAGCCUGGCCACAUUCGAGCUGGUGUCAUCCGUGCGUAAGAAGACCUCGGCCAGCGUGGAGCUGGAGAAUCCUCUGGGCUCGGCCAGCAGCCUCAGCGUGGAGUGCAAGUGCCACGAGGUCAACGCUCCGUCCCACUACACCGUCCCCGAGCGCAGCAAGGCCACCAUGACCUUCGAGUACCUGCCCGUGCGACCCGGCGAGUCCUCGACCCGGCUCACGCUCUACAGCUCGGAACUGGGCUACUUCCAUUAUGACCUGCUCCUGAAGGCUCUGCCGCCGCCGCCCGAGAGGACGGUCCACUUCAGCACCUCGCUGGGCGGCAGCCACACGCUGCAGAUCAAGUUCAUCAACUACUCCCGCUUCAAAACCGAGUACUCCUGCAAGACGGACUGUCCUGAGUUCAUCGUGGACCGCUGCGUGGGCGCGGCGGCCGGACACCUCACCGGCUCGCCGGUCAGCGUGGAGGUUUGCUUCGAGCCUUACCAGCAGGGAGAGGUCAGAGGUCAGCUCAGCCUCUCCUCUGGCACCGGAGGGGAGUACACCUUCCCGCUGCACGGGGUCUGCCGCGCCCCCAAGGCCCAGGGUCCCUACAACAUCCGCUCCGGACGCACCAUCAACAUCUCCUUCAAGAACGUCUUCCCCCAGACCACUGCCUUCUCCUACCAGGUGGACAACCCGCACUUCACCGUCAAAGGCAUUGAGACCAUCCUGUCCAAAAGAAGCCAGAGCAUCCUGGUCUCCUUCGAGGCCCCGGCGGGGGACACCUCGGGCCCCUGGUUCGGUAAAAUGACCAUAUCCAGCCAGCGCUCCGACGGCCAGAGGAAGCCCUGCACCUGGGUCUACUACCUGAAGGGCUUCCGCCCCGGCUCGCCGUAGACACGCGCACGUGCUUGGAGGCGCUUGGGUCCUCACGAGCUCAUUCACAGCUCGACCAGAGGGGGAAACCGCCGCCUGUGUUGGUGCUCUCCGUCCACACGGGGGCGCCCGAGUCACGUGGCAGCAGAAGUGGAGCUCGACGUUCGGUGUCAGAAUGAUGACGACACGCGGCGUGGCUGACGGACACGACAUCCUCUUCAGUUUUUAUUUAUGGAGCUUCAUCGAGAAACCGGAAGCGCGAGGGUUUCUGCUGACGUGGCUUUUAAUCAUGAGUUCGUUUCCAAGUGGCGUGUGUGUUUGUGAGGCCAGUUUUCAGUGGGGUUUUUUUUAACGAUCCAAGGAUGACAUUUGGAAAUGCCACGUGACUUGUUUAAAUAUUCCGGAGCCCGAAGUGUUUCUUUGUUUCACAUGAAAAUAUUGAUUUGAUUCGGUGUGUUUUUGCACAAUUUUAUCGUCUGGUGGCCAAACAGUCAUGUCCUUCUAGUUCCAUGGAGUAGUGAUUCAUCACUGCUGUGUUUGUUUCAGAUCACACACGUCUGUGUCUUCUCUUUUUUUACACUUUCAUGACAAAGUAAAAGCUUGUGUGCAGUUUUGUGUCCCUGGUGUUGGUGAGAUGAGCUCCGUGUUGGAACCUGGUUUGGUGGCGCUCAGAGCUCACGUUUGCCCUCCUGCGGCUUUGUUGGGAGCCGUCGUGUUUGCUGCUCCUUGUUGGCACCGUUUGGCAAACUAACGUGCUACGGUUUGGGGUGAGUGGCUGGGGACCGGG
Synchiropus splendidus (mandarinfish) is the source of this 18069-nucleotide messenger RNA. It is a transcript of the gene hydin, whose product is annotated as HYDIN axonemal central pair apparatus protein. Bases 2544 to 17303 code for a protein of 4919 amino acids. NCBI's taxonomy places the organism in Eukaryota, Metazoa, Chordata, Actinopteri, Syngnathiformes, Callionymidae. Gene Ontology annotation, cellular component: axoneme. The transcript has 93 exons. The record is from RefSeq and is a predicted model, not a curated record. Gene Ontology annotation, biological process: cilium movement; axonemal central apparatus assembly.